UGUAAGUGGUACGUGGUUUAUCAGCUUGGCCUUUACUUUAGUAGCCGCUAGCUGGUCAGACGAAGUUAGUCUGGCUUCACACUGUCCUGGAGAGCUGGAGUGAUAUGACGACUAGACGCAGGUGAAGCUUCUGUGUUGUUUUGGAGGGACAAUGAUUCUUUGUUGAAUCUGACCCUGUCUCUCAGUCAGUCCUCUGCUGCUCCUCACUAAACAGCCACCCACACCAAAUAAGGAAACAGCUAAUCGGUUAAGGUCUUGUGUGUAGCGUAAGGAAUGGAUGUAAAUAAAAGACAGGAGGCCACUAGCUCCAUGGAUGAGGUGGAGGAUGAGGAGCUGUGUGAAGCUCUCGCCGUUUUGUCUGGAAGUGAUCCGGAUAAGUGUUCAUAUCCUCGGGGAUAUGUGAAACGACAGGCUGUGUUUGCUUGCAGUACCUGCACAGGUGAGGACAUGGAGCCGGCUGGAGUCUGCCUGGCCUGUGCUAACACCUGCCACGAUGGCCACAACAUCUAUGAACUGUACACGAAAAGGAACUUUCGCUGUGAUUGUGGUAACAGCAAGUUUGGCUCGUUUAAAUGCACACUGAUCCCUGACAAAGAGGGACGAAACAUCAAGAACGUUUAUAAUCACAAUUUCUUUGGCCAUUAUUGCUCUUGUGACAGACCUUAUCCUGAUGAGGAUGAUAAGGUUGGUGAAGCAAUGAUUCAGUGUAUUCUCUGUGAAGACUGGUACCACUCAAAGCAUCUGGGUUGUGCAGUCGUGGAUUCGGAGGAGUUAUUGGAGAUGGUGUGUGAGAGUUGUAUGAACAGCGCUCCCUUCCUUUGGACUUAUGCUGCCUAUUUUGCAUGCCCUCCAGUAACCAACCUGAGUCUCUGUAGAGAGGAUGAGGAUGAUACUGUGGCUGGAAAUAAAGAAGAGAAAGAUGCAAUGUUGCCUUCAUGCAGUAAUUGCCAUGAUGGGCCCUCCACAAGUAAAGACUGUCAGAAGGAAGCGAUGCUCACCAGUAAUGGAAUUAAAGCUGUAAACCACAAGAGGACGCGUGAGGAGAUGGAGAGGUGUCCUGCGAAGUGCCAGUCUGAAACUGCACCAUGCAAACUGAAGGAGUUAAAGGCCAAAGGCUUGGUGAGGCCAAGGGUGGGGGCAGUGUUCUGGCCGUAUGACUGGCGGAUCAAGCUUUGCACUUGCACAAACUGCAAGAGAUCGUACGUGGAAGCUGGUAUUCAGUUCCUGAUGGAUGAGUCAGACACUGUGCUCGCAUACGAGAAUCAGGGCGAGGCAUUGCUGGAGGAAGACCUGCUCAUGUCCUGCCUCAGCUCCCUGGAUCAUGUCCAGCAGCUGGAGAUCAUUUAUCAGUACAAUGAUAUGAAAUCAGAGCUACGAGAGUUCCUUCAGCAGUUUGCUGACCAGGGAAAGGAUGUGACCCCUGAGGCUAUCCACAAGUUUUUUGAAGAGCUUCAGUCAAGGAAAAGGAGACGGACCAGUGCUGGGCAGUAUUACUGCAGCUGAGCUGGUAUGGAUGGUGGCCAUCCUUGCAUUCCAGCUUCUUCCUUUCUAAACAUACUUGAAGCAAUUGCAAGUGUUAAUGUCAAGCUGCUAAUGUAUAUCGCACACCUCACCCUGUCUGACAUGGGAAGAGUGGACAUUAGUGUAUGUCCACAUUAAGACUCAUGUACAAGGUGGUCAAUAAACUUGAACUGACUGUAAUGGACUAGAGAGUUGGCUGGGGUCCAGAAACUAGACAUUUUAAAAAAGAUAGACAAUUUGAAGGUUCAACUCAACCCAUUAAUCACUAUGCUUUCGGCAAACUGGAUGAUUUAAAUACAGUUUUGAAAUGCA
This is a messenger RNA of Hemibagrus wyckioides, 1833 nucleotides long. Its product is annotated as putative E3 ubiquitin-protein ligase UBR7. The coding region runs from base 274 to 1503 and encodes 409 amino acids. The record is from RefSeq and is a predicted model, not a curated record. Lineage: Eukaryota; Metazoa; Chordata; Actinopteri; Siluriformes; Bagridae. Gene Ontology annotation, cellular component: cytoplasm. The transcript has 13 exons. Gene Ontology annotation, molecular function: zinc ion binding; ubiquitin protein ligase activity.